AUGUGUCUGUUACCAGUUUCCGGUACUGACGCUGCCAGCGUUACCUUCGACGUCGUGGCCAUCAUUAUUGGCGGGGUGAUGAUCUAUGGCGUAUUUAAGGUUACGGAAAAGGCUCUAGAGCUUGCUAACACGUCCGUUUCCGGUACUGACGCUGCCAGCGUUACCUUCGACGUCGUGGCCAUCAUUAUUGGCGGGGUGAUGAUCUAUGGCGUAUUUAAGGCUGUUAGCGUGUUGCUGUUUGUGUGGGUUGUUGUUGUCGUCAUCAUUUUGGUGGCCGAACUCAUCAUCGUCAUCGUCAUAACGGCUUUCGCCCGCGGACCUGAGGUCCUGAUCCCGGCCUGGAUUAUCUACCUCCUGAUUCUCGGUCUCGUGAUUUAUGGCGUCCUUGUGGUGUACUCACAUUACGAAAACCUCCGGAAUGGUGACUCUGAUGACAGUGCAACACCGCCACCUAGCGGUCCUACUCAUGAAACUGCAGUAUCUCCUCCCGGAAGCGACAACCCGCAGAUCUGGAGUAACGCAACUUCUCCGGCGAUUUAUGAGAUGGAUCGCACGAGAGUGUGACGAGCUUUGAACAGAGCCACACAAGGGCCCGGGCAAAAACUAUUUUUUCCAAGUGGUACUCAUCAGUAGAGUCAACUGGACGAACGUUAUGGAUUAAACUGGCUGACGAGAAAAGUGAACUAGGCCAGUUUGGGGAUGGUAAAACCUGGAGUGGAGUACUGUUUCCACCAACCUGUGACCGUAGUCACUAUUAUUCAAAGCAAAAAACAAACAAGCAAAUUGUCACAUCACUUGAAUAGGACCGCACUGGACGGCAAACACCCACGAAAAAAAAAACAAAAAAACAAUCAGACUGUUUGGCAAAAUCAUCGUCUCCGAGAAAGAAAUGUGGCUUCCUUUUGUCUCUUUGAAUUGCUCACCUUCCCCUAAGACAUAUUGUACAAGCCCUGACCAUUUUGACCUUGUGGCAUGUGUUUUAAAGAUAACGGAGUAACAAGGGAGCUGGUGACCAUGAGAGUUUGAAAGCAUGGUACAUGUGGAUAGCAUGUUUAGCCUCGACAAUUACAAAUUGGUGUAUUGUCUCGGAUUUGUUCAUCUCAUAUAUAUAUACUGAUGCAUUAAUAAAUACUUAU
Molecule: messenger RNA, 1136 nt
Organism: Branchiostoma floridae (Florida lancelet)
Lineage: Eukaryota; Metazoa; Chordata; Leptocardii; Amphioxiformes; Branchiostomatidae
Exons: 6
Coding region: 1-564 (187 amino acids)
Source: RefSeq, a predicted model, not a curated record